AUGGCUGGAGCAGCUUUAAUGGUUGUGGUACUGCGAUGUGGAAAGCAAAUGGAAAAACUACCACAUUACUUUUUUCCAGGACAGCUUCUGCCCAACAGGAGCAGUCACAAUAUGCAUGAUGCUUUCUCCAGAGACAAAACAAUCCGGAGUGAAGUUCGAUGGAGGGAUCAAGGUGAUUUCGAGUCUGGAAGCUAUCAUAUGUACUACUCGGGAGGUGAGAGUGCUGAAAGAGGUGUUACAAUAGUGAUACAGAAAUGGAUCAAGAAAAGAAUAAUCAAAGUGCAAGCGUGUAGUGACAGAUUGAUGUAUAUGAAGUUGAAUGCAGAACCAGUGGAUAUUCUGAUAAUGCAAGUGUAUAUGCCAACAUCGGAUCAUGACGAUGAAGAAGUGGAAAUAAUAUAUGAGAAGAUAGAAGAAAUCAUCAGGACAGAAGGAAGAGGGAAAGUGCAAACCAUAAUAAUGGGAGACUGGAACAGUGUCAUGGGGAAAGGAGCAGAAAACAACAUUGUCGGCCCACAUGGACUGGGAAUAAGGAAUAGGAGAGGGAACAUGAUGGUCGACUUCUGCCGAAGAAAUGGAUUGGUAAUCACCAACACCUGGUUCAAGAAGCAUCACAGGAUAUUGUAUACGUGGAAAAGUCCAGGAGACAGGAGCAGAUACCAGAUAGACUAUGUUAGUUGCAAAGGUCAGAGUGAAGCAUCACAGGAGAUUGUAUACGUGGAAAAGCCCAGGAGACAGGAGCAGAUACCACAUAGACUAUAUCUUAGUGAAGCAACGAUUUAG
Messenger RNA from Zootermopsis nevadensis, 783 nucleotides. NCBI's taxonomy places the organism in Eukaryota, Metazoa, Arthropoda, Insecta, Blattodea, Termopsidae. The record is from RefSeq and is a predicted model, not a curated record.